CUCAGUAGGACGCUCCUUUCUGCACAGUGGUCCAGCUCGCCUCAAGCAGUCAACAUGACCUUCAACGGCACCUGGAAGGUUGAUCGCAAUGAAAACUACGAGAAGUUCAUGGAAAAAAUGGGAGUAAACAUGGUGAAGAGGAAGCUGGCCUCUCACGACAACCUGAAGAUCACCAUCGAACAGACUGGAGACAAGUUUCAUGUGAAGGAGAGCAGCAAUUUCCGCAACAUUGAAAUAGACUUCACCCUGGGAGUCAACUUUGAGUACAGCCUGGCAGAUGGAACAGAACUUUCAGGUGCCUGGACCAUGGAGGGAGACACACUAAAGGGGGUUUUCCACAGGAAGGACAACGGAAAACAGCUGACAACAAUCAGAACCAUCCAAGGAGACGAACUCACUCAGAGCUACAGCUACGAAGGUGUAGAUGCAAAGAGGAUUUUCAAGAGGAGUUAGACUCGUCUUCUUUACUAAACAAAGUGAAUUAUGAAAUUAUGUACAGUAUUGUGUUGAACUGUCACAUACAUCAACAUUCAAAAGUGCCAGAUUUGUGAUGCAUUUUUAUACCUGCAUUAAUAAAAUUAGAACAGCC
This is a messenger RNA of Poeciliopsis prolifica (blackstripe livebearer), 589 nucleotides long. RefSeq names its product fatty acid binding protein 2, intestinal (gene fabp2). Gene Ontology annotation, biological process: fatty acid transport. The coding region runs from base 55 to 453 and encodes 132 amino acids. Gene Ontology annotation, molecular function: fatty acid binding. The transcript is spliced from 4 exons. Gene Ontology annotation, cellular component: nucleus; cytosol. The record is from RefSeq and is a predicted model, not a curated record. Lineage: Eukaryota; Metazoa; Chordata; Actinopteri; Cyprinodontiformes; Poeciliidae.